UUUCGAAUGCAUUUGAAGGCCCCUACGACCAAUAGAAGUGGACAAGGUAUAUAAGCUGUAUAUCUGGACCGAGAAGAUCAGUCAGAAGGUUCCUGAGGCCGUAACAGACGCAUUUAAAAAAUUAAUCAUGUUCAAGUUGUUCGUUGUUGCUGCUCUUGUUGCUGUGGCGGUUGCAGAAUACCCUCAUACUGGUGGUCAUUAUCUAGCCGCAUCUCAUCCAGUUUAUAGUAUACACGAAAAAACAAUUGAAUCUCAUGGAAAUUCAGUUGUACACUCCAGUGCACCAGUAGUUCACACUGUUCCUGUUGUACCUGUUGUCCCUUAUGUUGAACAUAAAAAAUUGUACUACAAAUCAGUACCAACUCAUGUCAUUUCUGAAAAAACCGUUUCAAAUCAUGGCCACAGCAUUGUACACAACGCACAACCCGUGAUUUCAUCUGUAUAUGUUGCCCCAGCUCAUUACGUUUAAAAAUCAAUAGUUUAAUAAUUUAAAAAAUUUUAUUAUUAUUUUUAGCAUGAUAAUUUUUGUAGUUUUAUUAGGAGUCUAAAGAAGUCUUAUUAAUUUGCAAAUUUAUCAUGUUAUUAUAAUUUUUAAAUGACAGUCUCAUGAGCCUCUGAGAGGUCGUAAAUUUUCACUUUGCGUUUGUUUGAACCUGAUGACACUUCUUAUAUUUUAUAAAUGUUUAUUUCUGUUUUUAAUUGAAUAAAAAUUGUUUUUUACUUUCAAUAAAAAAUGUUUUUUUUUAAAUAAAUAAUUAUUUUUAUGACCGAUUGAAU
This is a messenger RNA of Microplitis mediator, 777 nucleotides long. RefSeq lists its product as uncharacterized. Lineage: Eukaryota; Metazoa; Arthropoda; Insecta; Hymenoptera; Braconidae. The coding region runs from base 128 to 469 and encodes 113 amino acids. The record is from RefSeq and is a predicted model, not a curated record. The transcript is spliced from 2 exons.